GUGUUCGUGUGUGCGCGCCCUCCCAGGACCCCGCGCACUCUCGAGUGGCGGCGGCAGCAGCAGCAGCUGAAACAGCAGCCGCCUCCUCCCGAGCCCCGGGGUUUUCUGCCUGGUCGCCCCCGCCUCCCUCCCGCAUGGAGCUGUCUGCUAUUGGGGAGCAGGUGUUUGCCGUGGAGAGUAUCCGGAAGAAGCGCGUGCGCAAGGGGAAAGUGGAAUACUUGGUCAAGUGGAAAGGAUGGCCCCCAAAGUACAGCACCUGGGAGCCAGAGGAGCACAUCCUGGACCCCCGCCUCGUCAUGGCGUAUGAGGAGAAGGAGGAGAAAGAUCGUGCAUCCGGGUAUAGGAAAAGAGGCCCGAAGGCCAAACGGCUGCUGCUGCAGAGGCUGUACAGCAUGGAUUUGCGCAGUGCCCACCAGGUGAAGGGGAAGGAGAAACUCUGCUUCUCCCUGGCCCGCCAGUUUGGCGGCGGUGGCGGCGGCAGCGGCGCCCCCGACGGGGUGGGUAGGGCGGGCCCAGCACAGCUGGAAGAGAAGAGCAGCAGCGGCGUACCCACCCUGCCCUUCCCGCUCAGGAAGCAGAGCAAGGCCCAGAAGUACCUGCGGCUGUCCCGAAAGAAGUUCCCGCCCCGCCUGGAGGGCCGUGGCCAGCUUAGAGAGGCUUUUCUGGAGGAUCCCGCUGCCCAAGAGGCCAUGCAGGACACCGGCGAGUGGGACGAGGCCAUGGCCACCACUACCCCUGCUGAGCAGCACUCUGGCAAAGAGGGUGGUGACCUGUCUGAAGGGGGCCCUCCCUGGAUCCCCGCGCACCCCCCUUCUGAAGUGACGGUGACUGAUAUCACAGCCAACUCCAUCACUGUCACCUUUCGGGAAGCACAGGCCGCUGAAGGCUUCUUCCGGGACCGGAGCGGGCAGUGCUGAACCUCUCCAUUCUGACCCCUCUUUAAACGGUUUUCUGUGGGUUUGGGGCUCAGGCCAUAAGUGGUGUGGGAGGAGGGCAGUGCAAGGACUUUAUUUAAAAUGACAAACUCCUAAAAAACCAAGAGAACAAGAGGGAGAACUGAAGAGAGAUGCUCCCCACUCUCCAGUCCGCCUUCCAUCCUGGGACAGUGAUGUCUACAGAAGUUUGCUGGGGGUGGGGGGUGGGCAGGAAUGGGCCGAUCUGGGGGGAUUCUUGUCUAUUUCUCAGGUGGUGGCUGGCAUUGACCUUGCCUGAGCUGAAUGACUCAGGUCGGGGAAGCCCAGGCAGGGAAGAGGAGGGACAAGGCAAAGGAUGGGGGGGGGGUCAAAGGGCCUGCCCCAGCCUGGGGCUCCAGGACUGAGGUUGGUUUGCCAGAGUUUGCUGUAGUUUAUCCAUGCUCUUAGUUAGGCCUAUCCCAGAGGCCCUCGGGCCAAUUUCUGGGACCUGUGCAGGGGUAGGCGGCCAGAGGAUCUGAUGCCUGGAAGGAAGAAAUGGGAGCUUCCCAUUCAUCCAUGCAGAUGAGAGCCCCCCCCCCAAAAAAAAACCCAACAAAAAACAAAAACAAAACCUCCCUCCUUUCCUGCCCAGGUGCAAACAGCUUAGUGGGAAUGGGGCAUUUAUCUACUUCCACUCCAGAAGUAGGAUUCUUCUAGUGUUUAUGCUGUAAGGAAGGAUUUGGUUUAAAAAAAAAAUCCAGUUCUGUGAUCCACAUGCAUUGGGGAGGGGGGAGGAACUCCUAGUAUGGAAACUCCCUCUUGUGUACCAGAUUGGCACCUCCUCUGAAACUGAUAAACGUGUAGUCUCAGAGAGCCUCCAGAGGUGCCAACACAAGGACUGUCCCGCCCAGCUAGCGCCCAUGUCCGAGGCCAGACCUGAACCCAUGUCUUCCUUACUGUAAGGCCAGGUCUUCAGCCCGCUGCCUUUUAUAGAUCUGCUCUCCCCAGUCCUAGCACACAAGCACACACACACAUUUGUAUAAUACAUUUUCCCCCUAUUUUAUAGAUGGGGACAGUGAGGCCUCAAAAAAAGGACUGAACUGGCAGAGGCAGGACUUUGAAUUCGGGUCCAGCCUUGGAGUCAGAAGCCUUGGAUUCAAAUCUCACCUCUGAGGCUUACUCCUUGCACUGCCUCCUUAGGCCUUGGUUUACUCCUCUGCGAUGGGACCCCAGAGGGGUCCCUUGGGGGCCCUCCAGCUCCACUUUCAGUGAGCUCCAGUGAGCUUUUUUCCCCUUUCCCACUUGUUUCAGAUUUUCCAUGCCAGAGUUGUUGGAGAGAACAAGGAAGUUGCACUAACACAGGCUCCUUUCAUAGGGCUGACAGGGAGGGCAGAGAUAACAAAGGUGGGGAGAAGCUUGAGGAGGACUGGGGGCAGGGGGCAGUGGGCUGCAAGUGAAGCUAGCAGAGCCCGCUAGCAAAAACCAGGGAGACAUGAGCUCCCAUAAUCCCUAUGCUCUCAUUGAGAUCUUUAGGAGCUUCAGGGUGAUCACAGAGAAUCCAAGAGCUUGCCUCCAAAGGCCUCCAAGCACCCCAAAGCCUGCCAGCCCCCCUCCCAGCCCUGUAAGCACACACCUGUGUACACGCCACACCCUGCAGAGCAGCUGGGCGUGAAGCCAGGAUCCUCUGGGCUGGGAGGUGGCACCUGCCUGGCCUGCUUGUUCCCCCUGGGGCCUCCAGGUGAAUAAUUCAUCUUCCCUUUGGGCCUGUAUUCUAGGAGAGGAAAAAAAUCCCUUUAAAUCCCCAGCUCAAGAUACACACAAUUGUCCUGGCUGCCUGGCGUUUGAGGGGCCAAAAGUGGGCCCAUUUUACAGAUGAGGAAAUCGAGGUCCAUAGAUGGGGACAGGUUUGCUCCAGAUCUCGAUGCCAGUAAGAAGUAGAGCCGCCUGUGUAUAGGAGAGAGUCGGAGGUUUCUGUGGAAGAUCCCCAACACAUAUCCAGGUGGGCCUCACUUUAAGGACAUCCACCAUUGCUGACUUAAUGGCAGGAUGAAAAGGCACCGGCCUCAGUGUUCUCAUCUCUGAAGUGGAGGAGUAGGGGUGGACAACCUCUAUGGUCCCUUCUCGCUAAAUCUGACCUCAUAGCUCAGGUGCAGUGCCUUUCAUUGUGAGCCCUUCCCUGACCCCCCAUCUUUCCCCACCCUCCACCCCUGUUGAGAGAAACUUGAGACCUUGAGAAGAUGAGUGACUUGCCCAAGGUCUCAUGGCUUAUUUAGGUCAGGACCUCUACCCCAAGACAACAACAACAACAACAACACACACACACACACACACUCCAUUCUCAGUUGUAGAGUUUAGAGGCAGCAAUCCCGGGUUCCAAUCUUUGCUUUUUAUGACCUUGAACAGGUCUCCUGCCCUCUUGGACUUCAGUUUUCCCAUCUGUAAAAUGAGACAGUUGGAGUGGGUGAUUCCCAGGGUCCCUUCAGUGCUGGGGCCAAGCCCCCUCAAAUCCCCCACUUGCCAUCAAGGGAAGGUCAGCCCACAGGCCCCUGGAUAUGGGGGAGUCAGUGAUAAAUGGAGACAGAUUCAAAAGGCACCCCCCACCCGAGGCUGAGCCUCAGGGAUUUGGUCUCAGGCAGCUUGUGGGGCCUGACCCCCGUUUGGAGGAAGGGAUCCUUCCAAGUGACUCUUCCUUUUCGGGAUCUCUGACUCAGGUGAUGUUUACAGUCCCUCUGAACCCUCUUGGACUCUCCCCCAAACUCUCUAACACGGGGAUAAUGUUGAAGUCAGCAGAGAAAGGGCUGGUUCUAUGACAGAGUGGAUGGGAGCUUCAGCCAUCCCCAAGGGGUCUCCCCAUUCUCAGGGUAGCCUCGUUCCCUUCCUCUACUGGGAAGGAAGGAGGCAAGGAGAAUGGUCAGUUCUCCUAGGCAUAGCUGUCUUCCACCCUUCUCCAGGGCCCAACCACCUUCCUGACAAGAGCGUUCCUAAAGUAGACUUGAGGCUAGCUUGCAAGGUAGUGAGUUUUCUGUCCUUGGGGGGGUCUCCGAGUAACGGCCUCCCCCCUGAGAUGCUGGGGUGUGGGGUGCCCGCCAUCCCCUGGUUCAGGCUGGGACACUUAGGGAAGCUGUGAUGGGCAGGCACUGGACAGAAGGUCAAGCUGAGAUGAGAGAAGCCCUGCUCUCAGGGAUCUUACAGUCUGAUGGAGAGAAGAGAGGGCAUCCUUCCCUCUCUGGCUCUGCUUCCUUCCUUCCCGACUUUUCCAAACCAAAGAUAUUUUCAAGAAAGCAUCCAGUUUGUUCUCCGCCCUCCCCCUACCCACAGACACUCCCCUUUCUCUUUUUGGGGGGAAGGAUCAGGGAGGCCUCCAGCUGUUGCUGCUGAGGACCCAGCCUGUCUCCUUCCAAUUACAGGCUCUUUUAUCCCAGGUCUUGGCCUUCAACCUUUACAAGGUUGGUUCACAUGCUUCCUAUCAUCACCCCCUCUACCCUGGAGGGUGAGCUGGUCCCAGAAGAUAGAGGGAGGGGGGCAGACCAGAGACCUUGAAAAAAUGGAUGACUUACCCAAGGUCUCUUGACUUAUUUUAGGUCUGCACCCCCAACCUAAGACAACAACAAAAGCUUUGAUUUACUUAUACACAAAUACAAAGCAUUCACAUACAAAAUCCCUUCUCAGUUGUGGGGUAGUAGAAAGAACACUAGGUUUAAAGGAAGCAAUCCUGAGUUUGCAUCCUUAGCCUGCCUCUUAUAAGCCUUGUGACCUUGAACAAGUCCCCUGUCCUCCUCUGGGUCUCCGUUUUCCCCAUCUGUAAAAUGAGAAGGCUGGACAUCCUGACUGCCCAUCUGCUUCAGACCAGAUGAUGGGGAAGGGCCACCCCCAGAUCCCCUCCCCCUCCCCCUUUCUGGCCAGUGAGUUAAAGGGGAAGCCAGCCUCAUCAGCAGGAGGCCGCUCCUCUCCUCUCUUCUCCUCUCCUUUCCUCUCCUCUCCUAUCACUGCCAGGAUGACCUAUCCUCAGCUCACCCCUGGCACAGCAGGGCAUGAGCUUGGGGCCACAGGGGGUCUUGACAGGAGUUACAGGGAGGGGAGCUAGCGGCCUUCCCCUCUCCCAUCCAAGACUACUGACUUUCCUGUGUCCAUGUGCAAGGGCAUGCUUUGGGCAGACCCAGGGAGAGGCUUAUGGAGUCACCUGGCCCUGGGACAGACCCCUUAAGCUCAGCUGAGGCAGGAUUAGAGUGGGUGUCUCGCCAGCCAGUCUUGGUGAUGACAUCCCAAGAAGCAGGGUGGGACACUGAGGUCAAAUACCUAGGCCAAGCUGCUAUGGGAACAUGGGUGGAGGGGAACGAUGGACUAGGUAGAUUUGGGGAAAUGGAGUUAGGUAUAAGCAGGGUCUAGAGGGUGGGGCCCCACCCUCACUGAGCUGGCAUCAGGGAUGGUAGCAUGAGGCAGAAGGAGCUGAUCCCCCUCCUAAUGCCCUGCUUGCCACAGCCUCCUUCCCACCCCAUCUUCUCUUGGAGUCUCUUUCCUGGACUGGCACAGGGGUUGGCAAGGAGGCCACAAUCUCAGGCCCCAAUGGAAGGUGAGGUUCUAAGACCAGUAGGGAGGUCCACAAGCAGCUGCCAAAUGUGGCAAAAGGAUGAUGGGACAGAGGCUGGGGUAUUCAGAGGGCCUUGGGAAAUAGCUGCCCUAGGCUGUGGCCUUUUGUCUUUUCUCUCUCUCUCUCUCUCUCUCUCUCUCUCUCUCUCUCUCUCUCUCUCUCUCUCUCUCUCUCUCUCUCUCUCUCUCUCUCACACACACACACACACACACACACACACACACACACACACACACACACACACACACACACACACACACACACACACACACCCACACACCCCUACCUUUCUGACUGCUGCAAUGCCCUUCUCUUUGAGGCCCCAGAGAAAGACUCAGAGGGUGUCUGCCUCAACCUCCUUUCUGCUCUGUGGGCCCUUUCAAAGAGAUCAUUGUAAAUUUCAAGUAUAUAUUGGGGGGGGGGGUGACUACCUUGAUGUCUGCAAUAAACAAGCCUCUGGAUCAGCACUUGAAGGUCCAGUCCUCCUUCCCAGCUCCCCCAGGUUCCCUCCACCUUCCCAGAGGCCGAGGGUUUUGCUUAUGGUCUCACAGCCCAUCUGAGGUCUGACCCUCACUGCCUCUGCUUGAGGGGAUUCCCCUGGCCAAAGGCCCAGCUCAUCCCAGCUGGGAAUCAGGGAACCUGGCUUUGAAGGCCUGCCCUGUCACUUAGGACUUUUGUAAUCGUAGCAAACCACUGGCCCUCAGUUUUCUGCUUUGUAAAGUGAGGGGGCUGCCUCUGGCCUUGGAGGGCCCUGCCAGCCCAAUUAGACCCUGUGAUUCACUCCUGUGGCUAGCAGAGGGCUCUUUGCAAGGGCCCUCAGUCCCCAGCCUGACCCCCAUCACCCUCUGCCCUUGUUGAAGUGAGGGUCACUGGAUUCCCCUGGGGACCCUCUCCCCAGAGACUCCACCAGCUUGCUGGGAGCUCUGCUUGGCUGAGGAAGGGGAGAGAGACAGAGACUGCGGGGUCAGGAUCCGCCCAGAAGGAGGCCAAGCUGAGAUUCAGGCUACCGGCUCCCAGCCUGGAGAGGGUGGUGUCCAGGGCUCCCCUCCUCUCCUGACUGGGCAUUCCAUGGAAGGGCCCGGUAGAGCAGGCCGGGGUGUGCAAGAUGGCCAAGGAGCAGGCAGAUUGCUGUGGGCACUCCCAGGCCUGCUAGAGUUAGCCCAGUGCCCCCAGUUCCAGGGUGAGCAGCCUUCUCUCCUUGCCUCUCCUUGCCCCCAGCACACUAACUUUUGAAUGUUACAAUCCAGGGCUGGUACUUAGCUUUUUUCUUUUUCACAUUAAAGGGACAAGGAGCAAACAUCGCAUACCCUGGGUGGGCGGCCAGGCCUCAUCCCAGCCUGUUUUGGGGCAUUACUUUUAAUAAUAUUUCUAACGGUGGCCAAUUUCCUUCCCCUCCUGCUCCAGGGAUGGACGAGGUUGGGGUUUUUUUCUUGGGGCAGGUUGAGGGCUGAUGGAGCCCCUUCAGCUCCUAUCACCCCCAGCUCCCCAGUCUCAGCCUGGGAAAGCUUUCUUUGCACAGAAUGAGCUUAUAGCUUUGUACAGACAAAUGAAUGUAUUGGGGA
Molecule: messenger RNA, 7043 nt
Organism: Dromiciops gliroides (monito del monte)
Lineage: Eukaryota; Metazoa; Chordata; Mammalia; Microbiotheria; Microbiotheriidae
Gene: CBX7
Product: chromobox 7
Exons: 6
Coding region: 135-917 (260 amino acids)
Biological process (GO): negative regulation of transcription by RNA polymerase II
Cellular component (GO): PRC1 complex
Source: RefSeq, a predicted model, not a curated record